AUGAUUCAAUUUGUUGAGAAAUCUAAUGCUUCUAUUGGCUGAUUUAUGCUCAAUAAUUUUAAAUUAAUUGCAAUCUAUCUAAACUUUAAGAUUUUAUUAUAUACCAGAUUCACCAAUCCUAUUUUGAAAGGUUUUUACUAUGGCUCGAAGUAUUUUAAACAAUAUUCAAUUCCUCGUGAACUGCAUUGGAAUUUCCAGGCAAUUGACUGUGAGUGUAAAAUUCUUGCAGCUUUAGUGUAA
Molecule: messenger RNA, 240 nt
Organism: Blepharisma stoltei
Lineage: Eukaryota; Ciliophora; Heterotrichea; Heterotrichida; Blepharismidae
Source: the annotation of a GenBank genome assembly